ACGACGGGUGGGGCCUGCGCGGCGGGCUGCUGCGGGCCUUGCGGGGUCAAGGUGCGUCGCCUCCCGGUCGGUGUCUCGAAAUUGAGAGCACUGCGGAAUCAUGUUCGUGGCGCGCAGCAUCGCGGCAGACCAUAAGGACCUCAUCCACGAUGUCUCCUUCGACUUCCACGGGCGGCGCAUGGCCACCUGCUCCAGCGACCAGAGCGUCAAGGUCUGGGAUAAAAGCGAAAGUGGAGAUUGGCAUUGUACAGCUAGCUGGAAGACGCACAGUGGAUCUGUGUGGCGUGUGACAUGGGCCCAUCCUGAAUUUGGACAGGUUUUGGCUUCCUGUUCUUUUGAUCGAACAGCCGCUGUGUGGGAAGAAAUAGUCGGAGAGUCGAAUGAUAAGCUGCGUGGACAGAGUCACUGGGUGAAGAGGACCACACUGGUGGAUAGCAGAACAUCUGUUACUGAUGUGAAGUUUGCUCCCAAGCACAUGGGUCUCAUGUUGGCCACCUGCUCAGCAGAUGGAAUAGUCCGGAUAUAUGAGGCACCUGAUGUCAUGAAUCUCAGCCAGUGGUCCCUACAGCAUGAGAUCUCUUGCAAACUGAGCUGCAGUUGCAUUUCUUGGAACCCUUCAAGCUCCCGUGCUCACGCGCCCAUGAUCGCUGUAGGAAGUGAUGACAGCAGCCCAAACGCCGUGGCCAAGGUUCAGAUUUUUGAAUACAAUGAAAACACCAGGAAAUAUGCAAAAGCUGAGACUCUGCUGACUGUCACCGACCCAGUGCAUGACAUUGCCUUUGCUCCAAACUUGGGACGGUCUUUCCACACGCUGGCAGUUGCAACCAAAGAUGUAAGAAUUUUCACGUUAAAACCUGUGAGGAAAGAACUCACUUCCUCAGGUGGGCCAACAAAAUUUGAAAUCCAUAUCGUGGCUCAGUUUGAUAACCACAACUCCCAGGUCUGGCGAGUGAGUUGGAACAUUACAGGAACUGUGCUGGCAUCUUCAGGAGAUGACGGCUGUGUCAGGUUGUGGAAAGCUAAUUACAUGGACAAUUGGAAGUGCACUGGGAUUCUGAAAGGUAAUGGGAGCCCAGUCAAUGGGAGUUCUCAGCAGGGAAACUCAAAUCCUUCCCUAGGUUCAAACGUUCCAAAUCUUCAAAGCUCAUUAAAUGGAUCUUCUGCUAGCAGGUUUGAAAUACGUGAAUUUGUAAGAUAAGAUUAUUAACUUGCCUUUGGAAUAAUUUGGAAGAGUUCAGGAAACUUCAGAAACAUCAUAAUUGUCCUGUGUUUAUUGUUACCCUAAGUGGAAAAAAAUUGUAUUUGAAGCUUCAACUGCUUUUAUACUGUUAUAUAUUUAUAAAGAUGUCUUGUUAUUUGAUUUUGAAGCUUUAAGUAUUUGGAUCCGUUAAAACAGUUUCAGGUUGCCAUACAGGAUGGCAGGUUAUACAGAUAAUUUCAAGAAGCAAAGAAUACUAGGGUUAGUUUUUUUAAAUGUGGCUUAGGGUGCUGCCUGUACUGCGUAUUUCCUUUUGUACAUAGCUGUGAUGUUUUGAUCUGUAUGUAUUCUUGCUGUGCCGAUGACCUCUGUGUUAGAUCUGUGAUGCAUUUUCCCUUCUCCGUUUGUGUUAUGUCCUUUAACAGAAAGCACAGCUGAGCACAAGCUAACUGGAUAACUCUGCUGUUUGCUGCUUGUUGCAUGCACACAGGAGUGGAGAGUGAGCUCCUCUCCCCUUCCCCAGCGCCUUUGACCUCUCCCGAGAUAACCAGCAGCCGCUCACUACCAAAGCGCAGUCCAAAAGGCCUUUAAAAAUACAGGGGAGACCUUUUUUUUGUACUAGUCAGUUUAUUGACACUAUUUGAAACUUUAAAUACAAACAGAGAGGCUUUUUGUGGAGAGACAGUCACCAAAACAAUUUUUUGAAAUGUUGCUGAAACUAACUUGGGUUUAAAAAUUAAAAGGAUCGUUGUUGUCUUUAUAAGUAGUUGGGAGGAGCUAAACUAUCAUUUUAUUCCAUUUGGAGGAUAGAAGUAUAUUUCUUUUGUUUUCUAAAACAAUAAGCCAAAAUGAUGAAUUUUUAUAAUUUUAAUUUGAAUAUCGAAUAAAUAUUUUUCAUAAAGA
Messenger RNA from Heterocephalus glaber (naked mole-rat), 2101 nucleotides. It is a transcript of the gene Seh1l, whose product is annotated as SEH1 like nucleoporin. Gene Ontology annotation, biological process: cellular response to amino acid starvation; positive regulation of TORC1 signaling. Gene Ontology annotation, cellular component: Seh1-associated complex; nuclear pore outer ring. Gene Ontology annotation, molecular function: protein binding; structural molecule activity. Lineage: Eukaryota; Metazoa; Chordata; Mammalia; Rodentia; Bathyergidae. The record is from RefSeq and is a predicted model, not a curated record.